Messenger RNA from Hepatospora eriocheir, 537 nucleotides. The record is from the annotation of a GenBank genome assembly. NCBI's taxonomy places the organism in Eukaryota, Fungi, Microsporidia, Hepatosporidae.
AUGAAAGAUUCAGAAUUCAAUCAAGUAUUUUAUUGUCCAGAAUUUAUAAAUACAAACCCAUUAACUAAAGAGAAUAUUUUAGAAUACUUUUCAUACUCACCGUUCUAUGAUGAAUUUUCACUUAAUCAAAUAUUUAAGAUGCAGUCAAGAUUUGCUCAAAUUAACAUUGAUAAGUUUAUGAAUCAAACUAAGGGAAUAUUUUAUGAGGUAAUUGAAUCCAAUUCUGAAAAUACUUUGUUUAUUAUUAUUAAGAAGGAAAAUGUCUCUAUUAACAACAAGAUAGUUAGUAAUAAUCUAACAGUAUAUUUUAGUAUACUAGGUUAUGUUUAUAGAGCACCUACAUUAGAAUUACUUGAGAAUAAAGCUAUAAUAACAAUGUUAUACAACUUAUCUAAAGCACUAGAUUUAUCUGAAAAAAGUAAAAGAUAUGACUUUUUGAAAGGUAGAAUAUUCGAGUCAAAUGAUACAAUAGAAGUAAAUGAAGAAGAAAAUAGAUUUUUGUUAAAUACCUUACAAGAGUUUAUUAAAAAAUCUUAA